Molecule: messenger RNA, 1027 nt
Organism: Pistacia vera
Lineage: Eukaryota; Viridiplantae; Streptophyta; Magnoliopsida; Sapindales; Anacardiaceae
Product: protein THYLAKOID ASSEMBLY 8-like, chloroplastic
Exons: 2
Coding region: 67-837 (256 amino acids)
Molecular function (GO): protein binding
Source: RefSeq, a predicted model, not a curated record
CCAUUUCUGUACUUUAAGCUCUAAAACCCUUAAACCUUUUCUCUCGUGAAACUUUGAAGCUCUUUAAUGGCAAUACGAGCGUUUUCGAGAUCAAAAAUCCCAAUUUUAGCUUCAAUCUUCCUUCAAAGCCUCGCUAAAGGACCCAUUAAAGAGGCUUCAAUUUUAGCUUUAAAACCUAAAACUCCGCUUGAGGACUUGAAUGUACAGAAUCCCAUAUCAGGGUUUAGGCUAUACCAUGAUGGGAGGCCAAGAGGGCCACUUUGGAAAGGAAAGAAGCUUAUAGGCAAAGAAGCACUUUUCGUAAUACUGGGAUUGAAGAGAUUUAAGGAUGACGAAGAGAAGCUUCAAAAGUUCAUUAAAUCUCAUGUUCUAAGGCUCUUGAAAAUGGAUAUGGUUGCUGUUCUUACUGAACUUGAGCGCCAACAUGAGACUGUUUUAGCUGUUAAGAUAUUCGAGGUGAUCAAAAAGCAAGACUGGCAUACGCCUGAUGUGUUUCUCUACAAGGACUUGAUAAUUGCAUUAGCCAGAUGUAAAAAAAUGGAUGAAGCAAUGAAGCUUUGGGAAAGCAUGAGAAAGGAGAAUUUGUUUCCUGAUUCUCAAACAUACACAGAAGUGAUUAGGGGAUUCUUGAAUGAUGGUUCUCCUGCUGAUGCAAUGAACAUAUAUGAAGACAUGAUAAAGUCUCCGGAUCCACCCGAGGAGUUGCCGUUCAGGAUUUUGUUAAAAGGCCUUCUGCCGCAUCCUCUUUUGAGGAACAAAGUCAAGAAAGACUUUGAGGAGCUGUUUCCUGAAAAACAUGCUUAUGAUCCUCCAGAAGAGAUUUUUGGCAGAUUAUGAGGCUUGCAUUUUGUACCCUUCGUCAGCUGAAAUUAAGUAUGAGAAAGGGAGUUUUCAUUUUUGAUCCAUGCACUGUACUGUUUUUAGGCUGCUUUUAACUGGGACGAGAAGAUAUCAAGACUCAAAUCAUGUGUUGUGAUUCAUGACUUACAGAUUGAAAAACAUUUGGUUCAUGUUAGUAUUGGAUCAA